GUGGCAAAUAUGCACGAUACCAUAUACGACUCUCCCAGACUUAACCGCUAAGCUUCCCUAUUCAUUUCAACCGCUUCCUAUAAAAAACAACACAAUCACAAAACCGAAGCCACACACACAUACACAAAUUAAUUAAUAUUUAAUAUUAUGGUUGUAAUUGCUGAAGAUGGUGCUGAAUUUAACAAUCUACCUGAAGGUUGUAUAGCAAAUAUUCUGUCCUUUACAUCUCCUCGAGAUGUUGGAAGACUCUCUUUGGUUUCAUGGACUUUCAGAUCCGCCGCUGAAUCUGAUGCUGUUUGGGAUAAGUUUUUGCCAUCUGAUUAUCAUUCUAUUAUUUCUCAAUCUUCUACCGACAUACAUAAUUCCUUUUCUCUCCUUUCCAAGAAAGAUAUUUAUCUCAAUCUCCGUCACAAACCUCUCCUCAUAGAGGAUGGUAAAAAGAGCUUUCAACUGGAUAAAAUAAAUGGGAAGAAAUGGUACAUGUUAUCAGCGAGGAGUCUGUUUAUUGUAUGGGGAGACACUCCGAGGUAUUGGAGGUGGAUUUGUGUUCCAGAUGCGAGGUUUUCUGAGGUGGCUGAACUGGUUAGUGUGUGUUGGUUUGAAAUACGGGGGUGGAUCAACACUAGCAUACUAUCCCCAAAGACUUUGUACGGAGCAUACCUUGUAUUUAAGCCGAGUGGUGCUAAUGGAUCCUAUGGGUUUGAAUAUCAGCCAGUAGAAGCUUCCAUUGCAAUUGCUGGAUGUGAUACUACCCAGCGAAAUGUAUUCUUGGAUGCAGAAAGAGGACGAAGGCUAAGAUACCAGAUUGUUCCUCGCCGUGCUCGUAUCGGGUUAUUCAAUCGAACUCGUUCUGAGGAAGUGCCAGUAGUACCCACAGAAAAUGUUGAUGAUUUGCAGCACAAGUAUCCCAAGGAGAGAGAAGAUGGGUGGUUGGAGAUAGAAUUGGGAGAGUUCUUCAAUCAAGGAGGAGAUGAUAAGGAGGUGGAGAUUGGGGUUAACGAAGUCAAGGCUGGUGAUUGGAAGGGUGGCCUUCUUGUUCAAGGAAUCGAAAUAAGGCCUAAGUCUAAAUCAUGCUGAAUCAAUUACUUACUAUAAGAUUAUGUUUCUUGCAAUAUGCAGGCAUCUAUCUCUGUUCAGGAAUGUCACCCCAAUCAAAAGGAAUUGGGAGUGAUCUUGUUGUUUUUGUCUUAUUGCCUACCCAUGUUUAUUUUAUUUAAUAUUUUUCAAUAAUUUUGUGCAACAAUGAUUUCAAGUACUCAUUUCUUAUGUGAAAUCCUUAUCACCAGAUACAUAUGGUGCUAUUUUAAAGGUCUAAAA
Messenger RNA from Cicer arietinum (chickpea), 1317 nucleotides. Its product is annotated as putative F-box protein. The record is from RefSeq and is a predicted model, not a curated record. Gene Ontology annotation, molecular function: protein binding. Lineage: Eukaryota; Viridiplantae; Streptophyta; Magnoliopsida; Fabales; Fabaceae.